Gastrolobium bilobum is the source of this 2637-nucleotide messenger RNA. RefSeq lists its product as uncharacterized. Gene Ontology annotation, molecular function: nucleic acid binding. Bases 1 to 2637 code for a protein of 878 amino acids. The transcript is spliced from 2 exons. NCBI's taxonomy places the organism in Eukaryota, Viridiplantae, Streptophyta, Magnoliopsida, Fabales, Fabaceae. Gene Ontology annotation, biological process: DNA integration. The record is from RefSeq and is a predicted model, not a curated record.
AUGGCUGAAAAUACCAGACUCAGGGACCUCAUAAAUCAAGUCACUGCUCAUGAACAACAAUUAUCCACUCUGGAAAGAUCCAUUGACCACCGUCUAGAAACGUCUGAGCGGUUACACGCGCACCGGUUAGAUGAAUUCAACCGACAACUUCAAGAGGUGUUCGGGUUACUCCAAAAUAUGCAGCUCCAAAUGACUACGCUGACCGCAAACCCACAACCUGGCAUUCUGGGUGCUUCACCCUCACGACCACAACCACCAGCUCGAUCCAUGAAAAUAGAUUUUCCCCGCUUUGGAUCUGGAGAUCCAGGCCCCUGGCUUUUUGCCGUAGACAGGUAUUUUCGUUACCAUCAGAUUCCUGAAAUGGACCGACUCGAUCUAGUUUGCUUUAAUUUGGAUAUGCCAGCUGCUUGUUGGUUUGAAGCACAGUUUGCUAACGGCCAGCUACCUGAUUGGCAAUCCUUCGUCCUGGCUAUUAAUCAACGCUUUGGACCAUCAGAAUUUGAAGAUCCAUUGGGAUCUCUGGCCAAACUGCAACAAUUCGGAUCUGUGAUUGAGUUUCAAACGGCAUUUGAGUUGAUAGCACGCAGGGUGACAGAUCUGACCCCUGUAAUGCGUAAGAGCCUCUUCAUCGCGGGCCUGAAACCACAGCUCCGUCGAGCAGUCUUGGUUCAUCGACCUAUUGACAUGACCUCUGCAUUUUCUUUUGCAAAAAUUUAUGAAGAUCAAUUUGCCGAAGCUCGUGUAGCUAAACCAUGGGUCCCACGUACUACUCAGUCCCCACAACCCAUAGCAGCUCCACCAAUUACUAUCGUUUCCCCUUCCAAUUAUUUUAAACCCAACCCAUCCUUACCACCCAUACCCAUUAAACGAUUGUCACCAGCAGAAAUGCAAGUUCGCCGUGACAAGAAUUUAUGCUAUAAUUGUGAUGAGAUUUUUGUGCGAGGUCACAAAUGCAAAGGCAGAGCCACUCUAUUGUACCUGGAAGGAACUGAUGAUGAACCACCUGAUAUACCACCAGACCACACGCUUGCCCAUACUGUUGAAGAGGUUGAACCACCUUCCCAAGAGGUUCCGCAUGAAAUUAGUUUUAAUGCGUUAUUUGGUCACCAAUCCUCUAAUUCCUUCAGGUUGCAAGGUACAAUUUAUGGCCAACCAGUCCAACUGUUGAUUGAUGGAGGUAGUACUCAUAACUUUAUCACUUCUCGUAUGGCUUCUCAUUUUCAUCUAACUUUACAUGUUAUCUCCCCUUUUAAGGUUAGGGUUGGAAAUGGAGAUGCAUUAUUAUGUUCUGCUUCUUGUAAUUCUAUCCCUGUUAAUAUUCAAUCUCACGUGUUCACCAUUGACGUUUAUGUUAUUGACUUAAAGGGGGCUGAUAUUGUAAUGGGGGUGCAAUGGUUAUCCACAUUGGGACCAAUUGUUACAGACUAUGCUGCACUAACAAUGUCCUUUGUUCACAACAAUACACAGGUUUUACUCCAAGGGGCAGUAAACACCCACCCUAGCCACAUAAGCUCCUCCCAACUACAUAAGCUCAUGGUUCAUAACUCCGUAUCAUCCUGUUUGAUGUGCUUCACUACUCAAUCAGUGGAACACGUAGGCAAUAGUGGGCUGAAUGACGCUAUCCCAGGCUUAAGUCAGCUACUCCAUGAAUUUGCUGAUGUGUUUUUAGAACCAACCUCUCUUCCACCCGACAGAGAGUAUAAUCAUCACAUACACUUACUGCCCAAUUCCAAGCCUGUGCAAGUUCGUCCUUAUCGCUAUCCUCAUUGUCAAAAGAAUGAGAUUGAGAAGUUUGUGACUGAUAUGCUGAAAACGGGGGUGAUUCAGAACAGCCGCUCUGCCUUCAGUUCACCAGUACUACUAGUUAAAAAGAAAGAUGGCACGUGGCGUUUCUGUGUGGACUACCGAGCUCUUAAUGCAAUCACGGUGCAAGACAAGUUCCCCAUCCCCACCAUAGAUGAGCUGUUAGAUGAGUUACAUGGAGCCACUAUUUUUUCCAAGUUGGACUUACGCUCCAGUUACCAUCAGUCCGAGUACAAAAAAUAUCCCUACACUACUGUCCUUUUACAAGAAAUUCAGAAAGCUCCUAAUUCUAUGCCUGACUGGAGACUCCGCAAUGGGUUGCUCUUCCAUCGUCAUCGCAUCUAUAUUCCAGCACAAUCCUCACUGAUUGCUAUCAUACUUCAUGAGUACCAUGCGUCGGUUCAAGGUGGACACUCAGGGAUCCAAGCUACCCUGCAAAGAAUCACUAGAAAUUUCACUUGGAAGGGGAUACGCAAGGACAUCAAAAAUUACAUACAGCAAUGUGAAAUUUGUCAGAAAUUGAAACCGCCCAACCACUCCCCUUUUGGACUACUCCAACCAUUACAAAUACCAGAGACAUUAUGGGCUCACCUGAGCAUGGACUUUAUCACACACUUGCCUAUGUCGGCUGGGUUCACGGCUGUCAUGGUCGUUGUUGAUCGGUUUUCAAAGGCAGCUCAUUUCAUUCCCCUACCCACACAUUACUCCGCGUCCAAAGUCGCUCAGUUGAUUUGGGAUUUUGUGGGCAAGCUCCAUGGUUUGCCGGAGUCCAUCGUGUCUGACCGUGACCCAAUCUUCCUCAGCGAUUUUUGGCGCUCACUGUUCAAGCUGUAA